This is a messenger RNA of Mobula hypostoma (lesser devil ray), 5034 nucleotides long. RefSeq names its product coiled-coil domain containing 90B (gene ccdc90b). The transcript has 9 exons. The record is from RefSeq and is a predicted model, not a curated record. Bases 172 to 942 code for a protein of 256 amino acids. NCBI's taxonomy places the organism in Eukaryota, Metazoa, Chordata, Chondrichthyes, Myliobatiformes, Myliobatidae. Gene Ontology annotation, cellular component: mitochondrion.
GUGAGUUUCGUGGGUGGAAAUGACAUCAGGGUGAAUGGAGACGGUGUUAAUUUUGUUGAAUAGGAUUUCACCACUUACUCUAAUUAAAAUACCAGCCGUAGUUUACCCUCUCCUGACAUCACUGUUUAUCGAAAAUAAAUCGUAAAGGUUGCGCACGGUGAGAGAAAGAACAUGAAGAUGAUACGACGUUGUAAAACUUUAUUAGAGACGUACAACUUCCGAGCUCUGGACCUGCAUCGUUCGUUAGCCGAAAGUCCAAGGAUGUAUUUAAAACGCAGUUUUUUUGCUGCUACCUCGUCAUGUGCAUAUGACCCAAAGGUUGAUUUAUUGUCUCAAGAACAGAGGAGAAUGAGUUUUGAUACCCAUGCUUUAGUCCUGGAGCUGCAAAGUAAUGGUUUUUCAAAAGAGCAAGCAGAGGCUAUAGUAACAAUAUUAGCAAAUAUAACCAAUGCAAAUAUGGAAUCUACAUACAGGGAUUUGGUAACUAAAGCACAACAGGAAAUAAUGCUGCAUCAAAUCAUGGCCCAUUUAGACUCAAUAAGAAAGGAUAUGGUUAUUCUUGAGAAAAGUGAAUUUUCAAGCCUGAGGAUGGAAAAUGAGAAAAUAAAAAUUGAAUUGGAACACGUGAAACAACAGCUAAUGGAUGAAGUUAAGAAAAUCAGAAAUGAUACAAAACUGGACAUGAACUUGGAGAAAAGCAGAAUCAUGGACUCGUUUAGAGAGCAAGAGAAGCAGUUAAUGACAUCUAGAAAUGAAUUUACUGAAAUGAAUUCAGACACUGACCGUGCAAUAACUGAAACAAACAAAAAAAUUGACACAGAUGUGGCUUCACUUAAGACCAUGUUGGAAUCUCUUAAACUGGAAACAAUGAGAUAUCUUGCAGCAUCUGUCUUCACGUGCCUAGCAAUAGCCUUGGGAUUUUAUCGCUUAUGGCAAAAAUAGAAGAUGAGAUGUGACCUUCAGCAAUGACUCGGAAGAAAUUCUUGAAAUGGAUCCCUUCACAAUCAUCCUGAAAAUUUCCCAAUAAUACAUUAGGAUUAUUCCUCAAUUGGGAGAGAACAUCAGAGAUCAUAAUGGUUCAGUUGCAGUAAUUUGAGGAGGUAUCAAUGGAGUAUUAUUAUUAUUAUUCUUACAGAUUAUUCCAAAACAGUGUAGUAGUAGAGUACAAAUCUCUCUCACUGUUAGGACCAUAAGAUAGCAGAGCAGUAUUUGGCCAUUUGGCCCAUCAAGUCUGCUUCGCCAUUCCACCAUGGCCAAUCCAUCAUCCCUCUCAAGCCAGUUCUCCUGCCUACUCCCUGCAACCUUUUCAUGUCGUGACUAAGCAAGAACCUAUCAACCUUUGUCUUAAAUAUACCCAGUGACUGGCAUGCACAGUUGUUUCUGACAAUUAAUUCCACAGAUUCCCCACCCUCUGGCUAAAGAGGUUUUUCCUCAUCCUUAUUCAAAUUGAUGUCUUUCAAUCCUGAGGCUGUGACCUCUAGUCCUAGACUUCCCCCACUACAGGAAACAUCCUCUCCACAUCCACUUUAUCCAGACCUUUCAAUAUUUGAUAGGUUUCAAAAACAUCCCUCCUCAUUCAUCGAAACUCCAACAAGUGGAUGCUCAGAGCCAUCAAACACUGCUCAUGCGUUAAACCUUCCAUUCUUGGGAUUAUUCCUGUGAACCUCUGCUGGACCUUCUCCAAUGCAAUCACAUCUUUUUUUAGAUAAGGGAUCCAAAACUGCUGACAAGUGCGGUCCAAACAAUGCCUUUUAAAGCCUAAACAUUAUAUCCUUGCUUUGGUAUUUUAGUACUCUCAAAGUGAAUGCUAACAUUGCAUUUGCCUUUCUUACCACCAACUCAAGCUGAAAGGUAACCUCUAGGGAAUUUUGCAUGAGAACUCCCAAUUCCCUCUACACCUCUGAUUUUUGAAUUUUCUCCCCAUUUAGAAAAUAGUCCACACCUUUAUAUCUUGUGACAAAGUGCAUGACUAUGCACUUCCCUAUAUUAUAUUACAAUUGCCACUUAUGAUUUUAAAGUCCUGGGUGAAGUUUUUGCAUAUUAAUAGUACGUUGCCUGAUCCAAGUGGGCUUUUGGCACAAGAUUGUAUUUUUUUGCAGCUUAUUUAAGUGCAUAUAAAUGUGUUGAGCAUAGUGGGUGCUUUAUUAAGGCUGGAUACCUUGGUAUUUGUGUAUUUUUUUUAUCUUGCACAGCAGUGAUGCUGAUGCUAGAAAUGAAGUGUUUUUUGUAUUUUGUUUUGUUUCAAAAGUACUACACAAUAACAAGAAUGGAUAGGCCAGUAUGUAGCAACAGUUGCCAUGUAACCAUGGAAACAACUACAGCAUGGGUUGAAACAACCAGUUACCUUGCUGCAAGGCAUUUGUUUAUUAAAUGGAUUUCUAAUACUCUUGAGAAAUGGCAGCACUUAAACUGUAUUCUUCAGAGAAUGGACAGUUAGAUCAAAGUCAGUAAUUUUUGUGGAGAAACUAUCAUGGUAAAUAUCUUCUGGAAUAAUUAUUUCAAAGGCUCAUUUUAUUAUCAGAGUAUGUAUACAACUCUGAGAUGCAUCUUCAUAUCACUGUGGAGAAGAUAUUUCAGUCAUAUCACGGAGUCCUGCUGAAGAGUUCGGGCCUGCAACGUUGACUGCUCUUUUCCGAGAUGCUGCCUGGCGUGCUGAGUUCCUCAGCAUUUUGUGUGUGAACAUAGAACAUUGAAAUUUGCAGCACAUUACAGGCAUGUCUUGCCCAGAUUUCCAGCGUCCGCAGAUUUUCUCUUGUUAGUUAUAUCACUAUGUUUACUUUUGACACCCAAGAUAAAUGCUGCUUUUGAACAUGUUCUUUUAAAUAUUAAAUAAGUCAGGAAAACCAGACACUGAAGAAGAAUUAAAGGGAGAGAUUGAAGACCACAGUUUCCGGGUCUGCCACUAUUUCUAUUCAUUUGGACACAGUGCAGUGAAUGUGCGUAGAAUGACCCGUACAUGACACAACAGUCCUGGCUAAGAUAAGCUGUCUGGAACAUGUGGACACCCCAAGGCAGGAGCUGACUAAAUUGUGUUAAUUAGACUCUUUUACAAAAGAUACACAAGUACACAUUUGAAUGCUUCCUCACCACCACUGUUAUAAUCGAGUGGCAGAAACUACUAAUGCCUCCUUUUGCAUUUCUGUAUUUUCAACUUACUUGUUUGAAUGAACUUGUCUCAAGGAUCAUAAUGAAGCUGAAUUUCUUUCAUGUAAUUUUUUUCUAUUCAACAAGGACCAAUGGUAGACAGCUUCACUCAAAUUGAUCUGAAGGUCUAAAGAGCUCAGGCUAAUGAACAAAAGUUAUCACAGAUCAGUGUUCAUCAAAGCUCUUCACUACAUCUCCCAAAAUCUUUGUGCCUCCGCACCUGCCUCUCAUUGUUUGUGAUGCUUUCUCUCCUGGGAUUUUAUUUGCAAAAAUAGUGUACUGUAUAAAGUGAAGUGUUUCAGAACAUGUUCCUUUAAAAUGUUCUAAAAUUUGCACUGUACCCCAUUCAAGAACAAAUAUUCAACAGGAAUUUCCAUUCAAAUUUGCUGCUGUAAAGUUGGUUACUUAAGUUACCUUGUUGCAUUAUUAUGGAUGAACCCAAGAGCAGCUAUGUGCUGUAACAUAGAAGGAAGUAGAUUCCAUCUCAGUAUGUAAACUCUGACAAUGAGAUUUAGGUCAUUGCCAUUAUACCUAUGGAAAUGGUCUGUAACACAUUCACAUAUGGUCCUCAUUCAUUUUCCACUAUGUCCUAGGAUAUAAACACAUAAUUAUGGCUUCAGUUCUCCACUUUGAGGAAUAGUGGCUGCCUGCCAUAACACAUUUGCUAAUGUAUUCAAUCCUAGUUUAUCAGCAUUGGCGUUGCAGCCAAAUUGAGAAACACUGAAGAAAUAUAGAUUUAUAUUCUGUAAGGCUGUGUGUGUGGCUAGUCACUGCAGCUCCCCACCUUUGAAAACCUAGAUGUUAUCCUUGUUUGUAACAUUCUUCCAUUCAAAUUAACUUUGAUAUCUAUUGUACUCACGUGCAGUGAUAGGAUUUUCAAUGCUGCGACUGCUGGCUUGCCCUAUUGUGAUUGGACAUUACAGUUCUACUGUCUUACCACCAGGUGGCUCUACGUCACAGGUUUACUAAGUAGUUUUUAUAUAAUAAGCUCAAGAGUAUCAAUGUCAUCACAUGAGUAUUUCAGUAUAUGAGUGGAUUUUAUUUCAGGACUAACUUAAUUUUCCCUGCCACCUGUUAGUUAUACUAUGUAGGGUCUAUCACUUCUCAAUUCAGGCAAGCUGUGGGCCAGGAUUACACAACAUAUGACCCACGGGUCACAUCCAGUUACCCUGGAGACCAAGGCUGAGUAAACAGAUCAUCCCAGUGGUCUACUGGCAUGCAGUUCACCCUGUUCCUGUGUGGAAAGCUGUGUUGUUUGAGUUAGUUAAAUAAAGCAGCCUUGUGCAUACUUGAUCUCUUUUAGCCAACACAUAGAACUUGAUUGUAGAAUUUUUUCUAGUAAGAGUUGAAAGUGAUGGAAGCACUCUGAAUAAAUGGAAUCUGUGGACCGAGAAAUAGAAUUAAUACAUCAGGUCAAUAGCCUUUCCCCUCAGAGUGCCCGACCUGAAAAUCUGUUUAGCUCACCCAUCAGAUACUGCCUGAUUUGCCAAGUAUUUCAGCCUUUUACUUUUCACCUGCCUAUUACUUUCCCCUGGGUCUCCCCCUCCUUCCCUUUCUCCUGUGGUCCACUCUCCUCUCCUAUCAGAUUCUUUCUUCUCCAGCCCUUGACUUUCCCCACCCACUUGGCUUCACUUAUCACUUUCCAGCUAGCCUCUUUCCCCUCCCCCCGCAUUUGUAUUCUGGCAUCUUCCCCUUUCCUUCUCAGUCCUGAUGAAGGGUCUCAGCCCAAAAUGUUUAUUCAUUUCCAAAGAUGCUGCCUGGCCUGCUGAGUUCCUCCAGCAAUUUGUGUGUGUUACUCAGAUUUUUUCUUAUUUGGGAUCUGUUCAGUGGUUCGAUUUGGAAACACAAAGAUAAAGGUGUUUUUUCUGUGUUCAGACAAUUGGUCUGAUA